GAUGCCCUUAUAUUCGAAACUGUCAAACAAAAAAUCAAAACACGGCCGGUCUUGUUGCUCUCCCAGCUAGCACUACGAAUAAAAAAAUGGAACAUACUAGACGCAAACCCUGGCGGAAGAACCUUUAUGAAAACUCCGACUAUGAAGAUAAUUACACCGAUCCCAGUUUUUUACAGGACCUGAAAACAAACCAAAACCUUCAGACAUACACUUUUCUGGAGGCAUUCGUGGGUGCUGCUCAUUUGAGUUUACAGAUAUCCAUCGUCACAACAUUUCUAGUUGUGUUCCACUACCUGUACACAGACGGUGUAAGCCCGCAAAAUAUUCUGGUUAAAGCCGUAUGUGCGACUAUCAUUGGUUACCUGGUAUACUCUGUACGCAACCUUCGGUUUGCACAAAUUAUUGAGGACCUCAAAACGGCUGCAGCAGUGCUGGUGUUUGGAUAUAUAUUUUCACCUUUGCUGCAUACUCUCACUGAUAGUGUCAGUACGGAUACCAUCUUCUCGAUGACCUUCGUUGUACUUAUCCUACAUCUAAUCUUCUUCGAUUACGGGAUAUCUGCUGCGAUUGUUUCGAAUGCCAUAUCGCUGAAUGCCGCAAUUUUCGGAGCAAUCUGUCUUGCUUCCCGUCUUUCCUCCUCGUUUCACGCCUUCGUACUGCUCGAGGUGGCCGCAGUUUACUUUGCCCUCGGGCCAAUACUAGUGGAAAAAAUAUUUAACCUUCCGCUGGUUUUGGCAGCGAUCGCCACGUGCUGCCACUUUCUGCUGCAAAUUUCGGUGACACUCUUCUGGACCUACAGCUGCGUGCUGGUGUUUAUAAAUCUGUUCUGUCCGUUGCUCUUCGUUCGGUUGCAACGGCACAAGAACAAUAUCCACGGACCCUGGGAUGAGGCGAUUGUAAACGAUUCUAGUGGCAGUUGAAUCUUGUUUUAUUAUGUACAAUAAAGUCUAGUCAUUAAUUAUCGUUUAUCAGAUUUCUGAAUAGUGAAGAUUGAACUAAAUUCAACUGUAGCUUUGAAGUAAAAGUGAAUAAAAUUUAUAGUUGUACCAAACAAAUCCUCAUCUUGCGGGAGAUAAUCUACAUGAUGAUUCGGAUAGUUUCCACCAAGU
Wyeomyia smithii (pitcher-plant mosquito) is the source of this 1109-nucleotide messenger RNA. RefSeq names its product phosphatidylinositol N-acetylglucosaminyltransferase subunit C (gene PIG-C). Bases 87 to 920 code for a protein of 277 amino acids. The transcript is spliced from 2 exons. Gene Ontology annotation, cellular component: glycosylphosphatidylinositol-N-acetylglucosaminyltransferase (GPI-GnT) complex; membrane. Gene Ontology annotation, biological process: GPI anchor biosynthetic process. NCBI's taxonomy places the organism in Eukaryota, Metazoa, Arthropoda, Insecta, Diptera, Culicidae. The record is from RefSeq and is a predicted model, not a curated record.